CGCAAUGGAACGUCUUGUAAACAUGGCGGACGAGCUCAUCAAAUGCUGAAGAGUUUAAGAUGCAAAAUUUUAGCCCUUCUUGUGGCUUCUAUUUACACGAUCCUUACCAUUUAUGCACUUCAGGUGCUUCUAGUAAGCGAGAACCAGAAGAGACAUCCCAAAGGACUUGUGAUUACUUCUCAGUCGCCCGCGACUUUCUACCGUGUUCCUGGAAAAGCUCCUCAAUAUCGACAAAAGAAUUUGGUUGAGGUUGAAAUCUGGGGUAAAGCUGCGAUCGGGCUUUAUUUAUGGGAGCAUAUUCUUGAGGGGCCCUUAGAGGAAAGACUUGGUGGAGCAUGGCGCUACGGCGAAAAGCAAAUUCAGAAUAUCAAGUUCAUAUUUCGGACUGGACCAUGGGUGGUACCAAAUAAUGUUCCAAAACAAACCAAGAGUCUCGUGCUCGUUAUCAACGGACGAGAAUCGAAAAAAGUGGAAUUUGCAAAGGCAUGGCUUCACUCUCUUCAAGAUUUUCCGCAUCUUCAAAACAUAGGGGUUGUUCUCUUGGGAAACGAACGCUGUGAGAAUGACUGGUUAUAUUCCUACAUGAAAAAUAAUGGAGGUCACGUGACAUUUGCCUUCAUUGUCUAUGAUAUCACUUACGCAGAUUCUGAAAUCUACUUCCAGUGGCCUUUGGGAGUAGCCACUUAUAGAAAUUUCCCAAAUGUUCCAUUUCUUUCUAUUGAUGUUCAGAAACCUCGUAAAUUUAAGUGUAACUUUUUAGGAACUGUUUAUCCAAACUCUUCUCGAGUAGUGUUGCAGACAGUGAUAAAGAAGUUUAACCUUGAGGAUGAGUGUUUUAUGAAGACUAGAGACACUUGGUCACCGGGUGAAAGUUUACAAUCAGCCAAUGACUAUCACUAUGCUCUAGCUAACAGCGACUUGACUCUUAAUCCAGUGGGAAUGAAUACAGAAUGUUAUCGCAUAUAUGAAGCUUGUUCCUAUGGAUCUGUUCCUGUCAUUGAAGAUGUUGUCACACCUGGACAUUGUCGGGAAGGAAACGAAUCUCCGUUACAACUGUUAAAAAAAUUCAAGGCCCCAUUCAUAUAUGUAAAAGACUGGAAUGAGUUACCAAUGAUCAUUGAAAAGGAGAAGAAUUUAACUCACAGUGAUGUUGUUGAAAGGCGGAAAAAAGUGUUAUUGUGGUACAAAAUGUUUAAGGAAACCAUGAGGGACAAAUUUGUUGAGACUAUACAACAAAACUUUGCUGCAUAAAGUGUUAAAUAAUUUUUGUAA
Messenger RNA from Pocillopora verrucosa, 1272 nucleotides. Its product is annotated as ribitol-5-phosphate xylosyltransferase 1-like. Gene Ontology annotation, biological process: protein O-linked glycosylation via mannose. NCBI's taxonomy places the organism in Eukaryota, Metazoa, Cnidaria, Anthozoa, Scleractinia, Pocilloporidae. Gene Ontology annotation, molecular function: ribitol beta-1,4-xylosyltransferase activity. The record is from RefSeq and is a predicted model, not a curated record. Gene Ontology annotation, cellular component: Golgi apparatus.